CCCUUUGCACAUUUUCAUUGAGCUGUUCAUCCAACAGAAGGCUCCAGAACAUAUCAGGGAGAGGCGGGAAGACACAGAGCUCGAGCACAUUCAGCACAAGAGGCGGGAGAUUAAGUGUUUCCGCGAGAGCCAAAGCGCAAACCAGGAGCACCACGCGCUGCACUUUCAAACAGACCAGCGCAACUCGCUAGCUGCUCCCCCUCCGCGGUCCGCUCCUCUAUCAGACCCACGGGACUUCACUGGUUCAUCCCUAACCCGACAGGCUCAGCUCAUCGGACCGGGAGUCCGGGCGAACGCAGCAGUAGGGGGACACGGAGGUGGAGGGGUGACAUGCUUGCUCAGCAACCCAGCAGAGUUUCUCCAAGGUGGGCCAAGCUGUGACAGAGGGCCUCUCUCUGGUGAGCCAACCUGCAACCCUGACCGCUCCAGCAGGCCUCACUCCCAGUCCUAACUACUGUGUGUGCCAGGACCAGGCCACCUCCAGCCCAGGCCAGACCACGUCUACCCCAGGCCAGCCCAGAGUGGGUCAGCCCCAGCCCAACCCACCACUUCCCCAGCCCAGUAGCGGCCCAGGCCCAGGCUCCAGAAGCAUGGCCUUCACCCUGUCAGAGAUCAUGGCUGCGCGGCGGCAGCAGCAGUCCCAGGCCCAGCGGGCGGCAGGCAGGGUGGCCGUGGAGGUGGAUGAAUACAGCACCAACCCCACCCAGGCCUUCACCUUCUACAAUAUCAACCAGGGACGCUUCCAGCCCCCGCACGUACACAUGGUGGACCCCCUGCCCCACGACACUCCCAAGCCGCCAGGUUACACCCGUUUUGUGUGUAUCUCAGACACCCACUCCCGUACGGACGCCAUUCAGAUGCCUUAUGGAGACGUGUUCAUCCAUGCUGGAGACUUCACAGAGCUGGGCCUGCCCUCUGAGGUCAAAAAGUUCAAUGAUUGGCUAGGCACCUUGCCCUAUGACAUAAAGAUAGUGAUUGCGGGGAACCAUGAGUUGACCUUUGACCAGGAGUUCAUGGCUGACCUGAUCAAGCAGGACUUCUACUACUUCCCGUCGGCCUCCAAGCUGAAACCAGAGAACUACGAGAACGUCCAGUCCCUGCUCACCAACUGUAUCUACCUUCAGGACUCAGAGGUCACCGUACGAGGCUUCCGCAUCUACGGCUCCCCCUGGCAGCCAUGGUACUAUGGCUGGGGGUUCAACCUGCCAAGAGGUCAGGCUCUGCUGGACAAGUGGAACCAGAUCCCCGACUCCACCGACAUACUGGUCACACACUGCCCCCCACUGGGGUUCCUGGACUGGGUUCCUAAGAAGAUGCAGCGGGUGGGCUGUAUGGAGCUGCUCAACACUGUCCAGAGGAGAGUACAGCCCAAGCUACACGUGUUCGGACACAUCCACGAAGGUUAUGGUAUGAUGACUGACGGCACCACCACGUUCGUCAACGCCUCGGCCUGCACCGUCAACUUCCAGCCCAUGAACCCGCCCAUCGUCUUCGACCUGCCCAAUCCGGCCAGGACCACAUGACUAGAGAAGCCCCGCCCUGCUGAGCCCCCCUCCAAUCAGGAGCCAAGUGGUGGGAAGGCAGAUAGGUGAGGGUGGUGGGCAGGUGUGGUCGAGUACUGUUUAUAGUCAAUGCUCUAACGGAUGCUGUGUGUGUGCGUGUGUGUGCGUGUGUGUGUGGCACAACACACUCACACAAGCCCAAGUCUCUUACAGACGAUGUGUGUGUCUAAAGAGACAGGCGCUGUUGCCAAUCCUCACUUGGCAAAUCCAUCGAUGUUCUUUUAUAUACUGUCAUUCCUUUAUUUCAACAAAAGCUCUUAGAAACUCUUAAGUAAGGCAAAAGACAGACCCCAGAUGCCUCAUCUCUCAUAUGGACAUGUCAGCAUUAGUCUGUAAAUCUUCUGUUGCACUUCUACUGCACUGACAAUCUGACCUGGCUGUCAGGUAGAGAAGAGGACAGGGGGAACAGUGUCUCCUGUGUCACUGUUUGAACUCACAGUCUUUCUCUCAGAAGAAGACACUGGAUAACUCUCAUUCUCUCUUGCUUCCUCAUAGAGGACUCUGUUAAGCCACCAGUGGAAGUUGCUCAUUGGCGACGUUUUGACAUUGUGACAGUGUGGUCCACCGUUCAUUUGAGACCUUCCCUGGGGAGUGAUUGAACACUUACCAGUAGGGUUUCAGAACAGUAACCCAAUGUCCAUGUUUGACUUUGUGGAGCUGUUUGCCAGCACAGAAUGGAUACCCCUGACAGUACUCUGAUAUCACACUUCCUGCACUGCAGAUUAAAACACUGCUUUCCCUUCAUCCCUUUUUCUCUUGAUCCCUCUUUUCCUCUGCCCCUCUAGUUUCACUCUCCACUCUUUCUCUCUCUCUCUCUCUCUCUCUCUCUCUCUCUCUCUCUCUCUCUAUCUCAGGCCUUGGGCAUGGUGGUGUGUGUGUGUGUGUGUGUGUGUGUGUGUGUGUGUGUGUGUGUGUGUGUGUGUGUGUGUGUGUGUGUGUGUGUGUGUGUGUGUGUGUGUGUGUGUGUGUGUGUGUGUGUGUGAGAGAGAGAGAUCAAAGUGUGUGUGUGUGUGAGAGAGAUCAAAGUGUGUGUGUGUGUGUGUGUGAGGGCAGCGGGAGGUCUCUGCCACGGGCUGUGUGUGAGUAUAAGUGUCAAACGUGUUGACACCAGUCCCCUGGGUCUCAUUACAACUCUCAGUAAGCCUCUUAACCAUGGGAGAGGGAUCUCUUCUCUUCCUCUCUUCCCUUCUGUUUUUUCCCCUUCUCCUUCUUCCCCCCUCCAUCCCUCGUUGCAUGUGUAAUCAGCUCACCGUCUCAUCCCUGGCUCAUAUGCCGUGAUCCUGACAAGUUUAUUCCAAGGUCACCGGCUGGGAAGUCUGCAAGAUUUUGAUUCCUGGUACAGAAUACUGGAAAUACGUAAUAGCCAACGGAGCGGAUUGGCAAAUGUGUUCUCUCCCGACCCUGUACAGAAGCAGCGGUGUCUGAAAUGUUCUCGCUACUCCAUGGUCCCCUUUCUGGGAGAGAUGUAUCAUGGGAAUGAACUUUGAACUCUUAGUGGACCAAUGGAUGACGAUGAGAUGUAGGCCUAAUGUACCGUAACUGGUCAAGAAGUCGGAACUGUACAUCUACGUCACCUGUCAUUGUAAAAACAUGUUAGCAAUCAAGGAUUACUUCAGAUGUUGUUAAAUAUGUGUGUGUGUUGUUAAAAAAAGAGCCAGUGCAGAAACAAUGUUUACAUUUUAUUCUAAGUUCAGUUCUUUCUUGUAUAGGCUAAUAAAUGCUUAUUACUGUAUAAUGAUAUCUGCGCUAUGUUACACUCUAAAAAAUGCUGGGUUGUUUGGUUGAUUCAACUCAUGAGUUGUUUCCUUUAAACACUUCAGGGUUAUUGGUGCCGGGUUAUUAAGUUAUGACCCAGCGGGUCAGAUCAGAAGACAGGAGGCGUAGUUUAGUAGGGGCGUGGCUUUCAGAUACAGUAGUUCUGUUCAGUCACCCAUGAGAAUAAAUGACAUUCCUGUUCAUCUGUUCUGUUGCAUAGUUAUCACAUAUUAAAGUCGAACAUUUAAAAUGUUGUAGCUUCAAUGACGCUUACAGAAGUGUAUAAGUUCCCUAAAACCUACGUAAGUCCCAUUGUUGGGAUACAAUAAGGUGGUAUACCUUAUAAUAAGUCAUAAAUAAUCUUAAUAUUACAGACGAAUGUGUGAAAAACAUGUUAUUGACAUUUUAAUUUGCAGUAUGUAAAUGUAAGAUGAUGAACAGGAAUGACAUUUACUCUCACGGGUGGCCAAUAAGAUCUAGCUGAAAGCCACGCCCCUAAUAAACCAUGCCACCUGAAAAUACUCUAAGGAUUACGUUAAAUAAGACCCAGCUUCUAGGUCAACUCAGCAUGAGAGUCAAAAACACCCAACUGAUGGUUACAUUAACCCAUGUUUGGGUAAUCCCAACCACCCAACAUGUUGGCUCAUUCAUGCAACCCAACUGGCUUGGUGAAAAAUAACCCAACAUGUGUUCUGGCCACUAUUUAACCAAUGCUAAAUUGGGUUGUUUUUAGCCUAUACUUCUUUUGAGUGCACGGGGUUACCCACACCCCGUGUAGCUAUUAUUAACUCUUUCAUGUUGUCAAGCAGUUGUCUGCGUAAAAAAGGGUAACAUUUUUUUUUUCGAAAGCACUUGUGAAUGAGCGUCCUUCCUCUGCUCGUCUGGCAGCCAACGUCUUUAGUUGGCUAGCUGAGCUCAAAGUGUGGUUAGCAUAACAUGACAACAUCCCUGUUUGAUCUCUCUCUGCUCUCAGACAUUAUAUAUGAGCAUCCCCUCUGGCUACGUUUUAUUCCCAGGGUCACUGGUGUUUCACUGCUGUUCUGCACAUUGUGCUAGCUGGGCUACGUCUUAAUGGGGCAGAUUAGUGGGCUGUUGUAGGAAUAGAGUGUUUACAUAUAAGUGCGUGUGAAUACAGUAUGUGGGUGUAUACCUGUGUGUGAUUGUGUGCGUGUGGAUAGAGCCAGGGGGUAAGCAUCCUGAGAACAUGCUUAAGCGGGGGGGGGGGGGGGGUCUGGGUUUUUAUCAUCGUACUUUCUUUUAAAGAUUUCUGCGGGGGAAAUGUCUGUUUUUCACCAUUUCUUACUAUUCUCUUUCAACCAUAACUUUGAAAUGUCUCACUUUUGAUGCACUGUGCCUCAAUAGCUGUAUUCUGUAUUUCCUGUUUUCUUUGAAAACUCAAAAGUUUUGCCGUUGUAUUUCUCGUUCGUUCCUUGGGGCAUGCUGUUCUGAAUCUAAUAACUUUUGAUGACAAUCUGCUUGUAUUGUAUAUCAUUGUUACCAUUGUUUGGGAUAUACUAACUAUAAUUUUUUAUUUUAUUGCUUUAAUGAUGUACAAUAUUUUUUCAUGUGAAAAGAGAAAAAAAUCUAACCAUUUUAAAAUGGUAUUGUAUAAUGUGUUGCCCCUGGAGACAACUCUGUAAAUGUAAAAUACCUUUCUUAAAACUACCUGCUUCUGGUUUUCUGAGAGAUUAUCUACACAAAUUUAAUUAAACCUUAUCUGUGACCAA
Messenger RNA from Salvelinus fontinalis (brook trout), 5044 nucleotides. RefSeq names its product metallophosphoesterase domain-containing protein 1-like. Gene Ontology annotation, molecular function: hydrolase activity. The record is from RefSeq and is a predicted model, not a curated record. The transcript has 7 exons. Bases 591 to 1523 code for a protein of 310 amino acids. Lineage: Eukaryota; Metazoa; Chordata; Actinopteri; Salmoniformes; Salmonidae.